Messenger RNA from Saccharomyces mikatae IFO 1815, 615 nucleotides. RefSeq names its product Aim20p (gene AIM20). Bases 1 to 615 code for a protein of 204 amino acids. The transcript has a single exon. NCBI's taxonomy places the organism in Eukaryota, Fungi, Ascomycota, Saccharomycetes, Saccharomycetales, Saccharomycetaceae. The record is from RefSeq and is a predicted model, not a curated record.
AUGAGCACUGUAUCGGUGGCAGUAGGAACAGCUGUUGGGAUUCCAAUCGCUAUAGGCGUAACAAUAGCCUUAGCAUUUUGGUGUAUCCUACAACGACGUUACAGGAAAGAAGAAGCUAGAGAUGCUGAUUUAGAAAAGUUGGUAGGGGAAGAAGUGGCAGUAUCGGUUUAUGAAAGUUUUAAAGCAGAAAUUAGUAGCUCGAGUGAAGCUUCCUCGAUGAAGGAAAAGAAAGCAGAACGAGACCUUAAACCUGGCAAUGAAAUAAUCACCAAGGCGGGGUAUACACCAGCGUAUAGAAGGAAAUUGAAUUCUAGUAUGGGUAUUUUGCAUCCAAAAAGUGGACGUACUGCGUACAUCAAUGUCCCUAUCAUUUUCAGCGGUGAGAAGAUGGAUUAUGGGCUGGUCAGGGAUCCUUCAGACAGUUUUAUGUAUCCGCUGACCUUAACGCGCAAGAAGACGAGUAGUGUAAGGUCUGCUUCUAUGACAGACCUAUCAUCGAGUACAAGGAAUACCAGCCUACUCGAAGAAACAAAACUGGAUGACCCAUACGAAAACGAAUUUACGAAUUAUAUUGCCAAUAAAAGAGAGUUUAUCAAUAGCUUACGACCACAAUAA